AUGAAGAUCCGCUUCGUCCUCUCCUUUCUAUGUGUUUUAACACUGGGUCUUCUUGUUGGAUGGCCAAGAGGAUUCCACACCCUGACAUCCAAAAUUCCUGCCAACUAUAGUUACUGGAGCAGAAGUGGACAAGUCACCAUCUUGAUGUGGCACUGGCCCUUCGGUAAGUCAUCAAGCCUGCAGGGUGAUGUUUGCUGGGAUCUCUACCGCAUCCCUAACUGUAAAUUGGUGGACCAGCGCUCCUUGUUCCCCUUUGCUGAUGUGGUGGUGUUCCACAACAGAGAGCUGUCACAGGGCACCGAAAAACUGCCCCUGCACCUUCCACGGCCACGGGGCCAGAGGUGGGCUUGGAUGACUUUGGAGUCCCCUGCUCACAAUGGAGACUUGUACCAGUAUGCAAAUAUAUUCAACAUGACCAUAACCCACAGGAGGGAUGCUGAUAUCAGUAUACCCUAUGGUGAGCGGCUACCUAAGAAGGCUGAAGGACAUCUGGCGGAGGACAUCCCUCAGAAUAAGAGCUUCUUGGCCUGUUGGGUGGUCAGCAACUACAGGGCCCACCACAGGAGAACCCAAGUGUACAAGGAGCUCAGUGCCAGAAUUCCUGUCAAGGUUUACGGUCGGUGGGCAAAUACACCCCUCGCUAUUUCAGCUCUCUUACCUACAAUCUCUCGCUGCUACUUCUAUUUGGCUUUUGAGAACUCAAUCGCCAAAGAUUACAUCACAGAGAAGCUGUGGAGGAAUGCUUACCAAGGCGGGGCGGUGCCUGUCGUCCUUGGACCGCCAUUAGAGGAUUACAAAGCCGUGGCUCCACCUAAUUCUUUCAUCCAUGUUGAUGAGUUUGCAUCAGUCAAAGACUUGGCAAAGUAUCUACAACAGCUUGCAGAGGACAAGAAACGCUACAGUGAGUAUUUCACCUGGAAACGUCAGUGGAAAGUGAAGCUGUACACAGACUGGAAGGAGAGAGUGUGCAAGAUCUGCUCACAGUACAACAGUUUACCUCAGGAAAAAAUUUACUCCGACCUACAGGCUUGGAACAAGGCUAAUAACAGCUGA
This is a messenger RNA of Epinephelus moara (kelp grouper), 1053 nucleotides long. RefSeq names its product alpha-(1,3)-fucosyltransferase 7-like. The record is from RefSeq and is a predicted model, not a curated record. The coding region runs from base 1 to 1053 and encodes 350 amino acids. Gene Ontology annotation, cellular component: membrane. Gene Ontology annotation, molecular function: alpha-(1->3)-fucosyltransferase activity. The transcript has 2 exons. NCBI's taxonomy places the organism in Eukaryota, Metazoa, Chordata, Actinopteri, Perciformes, Serranidae.